Drosophila innubila is the source of this 2222-nucleotide messenger RNA. RefSeq lists its product as uncharacterized. Gene Ontology annotation, biological process: hemocyte migration. Gene Ontology annotation, molecular function: growth factor activity. The coding region runs from base 269 to 1942 and encodes 557 amino acids. The record is from RefSeq and is a predicted model, not a curated record. Gene Ontology annotation, cellular component: membrane. The transcript has 6 exons. Lineage: Eukaryota; Metazoa; Arthropoda; Insecta; Diptera; Drosophilidae.
GCAUCCGCAUCGCUAUUCCCAUGAUGCGACAACAAGUGCUCCUCCUGCAGCCAGGAUCAGGCGAAAUCAGCAGCGAUUGCAGCAGCUACAACAGGCACAGGAUGGCAAUGACAUUGUGCUUGAUAUUGGCAAUGGUGGCAACACCUAUCAUCAUCAUCAUCACUUGCGUCAUGAGCAACAUCUGCGUGCCGAGUUGGCGGGCAAUGACAACAGGCAACCACCGGCGGUUGUGAAGCAACCCACGCAGUUGGAACUGGAGCAGUUGGCAAUGUUGCCAGGUCCUGGCCAACAACAUCAUCUGCGUCAUCACAAUCGUCAUCAUGCUGCCUGGGAGCAACGCGUCUUUCCCGCAUUGCGUCAUCAGCAACAUCGCUUGUCUCCACCGCUACCAAAACCGACAACAACAAUAGCACCGACCAUAGCAACAGCCUUGCCAGCAACAUUUAACUCCAGUGUAACGGAUGCUCCGCAUCUUCAUCCGUUGUCCAAUUCAAGCAGAUACUUUGAUCGUGAUGGCAUUUAUGCUGCCUGGAUGCAACCACGUUCCACACGUGCUCCCAACUGGCAAGAGCUCGUUGACAGCUAUGAAGAUGACGACGGCGAGGAUGACGAUGAAGAUGCUGACGAUGAAGAUGAGGAUUACGAGGAUGACGUUGAUGAGGCAGCUGCUGCCGAAUUGGCCAAACAAAUGCCACGCUACUCGCUCUUCAGUCAAAAGCUGCCCACAAUUAGCUCCAAUGAUAAGGAUUACGAUGCCUACGAUCAAUUGGAUGCGGAAUCCACAGCAAGCAACAACAAUAACAAACAUCCAAGUGUAUCGGCUGGACAUUCCAAGGCAGCUGCCAAACGCAACGUCUUUGAUUGGCUCUUCAAGCGCGACAAGGAGAAACCUGCAACACUGGUCAAGAUUCAGCCAAAAGUGGAGGUAACCACAGAGAAGCCCAAAAGCUUAUUGGAUGACAGUUUGGCCGAUGAGGAGGAUAACGAUGAAGGUAACGUCGACGCCUUCUCCAAUGAGCAAUGGAAUAAAAUUGAGCAUGAGCAUCAUUUGAAACAACAGAAGCAUCAAAAGGAGUUGCAAGCAUUGCGCGACAAAAACAAAAAUACUCCGCUGAUAAGAGGAGGAUUGAGACGAGGCGGCAUUGAUAAUGAGGUAAGUGCAGCCGAGAAGUUGGUGUUGCUGGAAGACACCAAUGGGCAUGACACAGACAACAAUUAUGCACGCAACUAUAUCCCCGGUAAGUUUACGGAUCUGAAGAACAAACAGCUGGGAACUCCGGAGGCGGUGAUAAAUACACGUCGCCAGCACGACCCAAAUUAUGCUCUGGCAACUGCCCAUUGGAAGCAGGUUACGAAGGAGGCAGUCUGCCGCGUGCCACAAAAGCGUUGUGUGCGCGUCGAGAACGAUCCUUCCAAGCUCUACACGCCCCACUGCGUCCAGUUGCAUCGUUGUGCCGAGGACAGUGGCUGUUGUCACAGUCGAACCGAUAUCUGUGCACCCAAAGAAAUCCAAGAAGUUGUCAAAGUAUUCCAUGUUAAAAGUCCAAAAAGCCGCCAUUCUGUUACCGAGAACCUGACCUUUGUCAAUCACACUGAAUGCCACUGUAUUGAUCGCAGUAAUUUUAAUGCGGAAGCCGUGAUCACCGCCGUGGAGGUGAAGCAAGCCACCAUACUCAGCUGCAAUUGUCCCAGACUCUUUGAGAAGAUACUACAGAAUGAUGGACAAUGUCGCUGUGAUUGCUCCUCAAGUAAUUAUCACUGCGAUUUCCUAAAACGCGGCAGCGAACACUUCUCAAUGAACGAUCGCAAAUGCAUCCAUCAGGGAAACUGCAAGCCGCCCACCUGCCAAUUUGGCACCUAUAUGGAGAAACAUGGACGCUGCCCUAAUCAACAUGAACAGGUGUCACAUCCAUCGAGCUAUAAUGCUCUCAACAUGUCGUAAAUGGUCACUGGACGUAACCAGACCUAAGUAUUAGUGUAAGAUCUGUUAUACAAAAAAUACGAGCCAGGUGAAAUGAACUUUCAACCGAACCAUUUGAGAAACCAAAGUGAAUUUUAAGUUUUUGGUUCGUUUCCAGGCGAGAAGUAAAUGGAGUGAAUUUAGUUGCAUAUCCUAUACAAUAUGAGUAGAAGAAUCUAUAUCCGCUGUUCGCAAACUCUUUUACAACAGAUUCUUUUGCUCUUUUUCUCAACAGAUCAUCUAUCUUAACUAGCUGUAAAAA